AUGGCGAUGGAGAUUAAGAAAAUUGAUAAUGUAAUAAAUAAGGAUGUAAGAAGCAUAGAAAUUGAUGAUAAGAUUAUUUUUGAAUCUAAUAAGAGAAUAUAUGCUACAGAUGAAAUUAAUGAUCCAUUAGAACAUAUUGUAAAAGGUCGUCUAGCUAAUAAAAGAUUAAAAUUUAGCAUAGAAAUUUUCAGUAAAAAAGUAAUAAUAAUCUAG
Messenger RNA from Funneliformis mosseae, 213 nucleotides. NCBI's taxonomy places the organism in Eukaryota, Fungi, Glomeromycota, Glomeromycetes, Glomerales, Glomeraceae. The record is from the annotation of a GenBank genome assembly.